AUGACGUCUCCUCCCUCGCUUGAUCCUUUCCCUCCCCCAAUUCCCGUUGAAACCCACCCCAACCGCACCCCGGGAUCCAAGUCUCCUGAACCCGAACGGUCCCUCCCCGACCCCAAUCGAUUGGCACCGGAGGAUGCUUACUUUGCUCCGUCCCUCUCGCGCGUCCGGUCAGCACCUGCAAAUUAUGACGAUAAUCUGCGCUCCUUGAAUGGCGAUAAUGCGGCCCAUCUCAGUUCUGCUGCGGCAUUGCGCAAGAAGUUGGGUGGUUCUGGGAGGCGUCGCAAGCGAAAGGGUGCUUGGAAGAAGUUGCUCUGGGUUAAACAGUCAUACCCGGAUAACUAUACCGAUACCGAAACAUUUCUCGACCAUCUGCAGCGCAACCCCAGAGUACGGCCGUACGAUUUUUGGCCCCUGGUGGCAGAUUCAACCGUGAUCGUGCAGCAUGUAUGCUCAGUGGCCAUAUUCGUUUGUUGCUUCGUUGGUAUCGUCCAAGACAGAGUGAGCCCUGUCUCGAUUGUCUGCUGGGGAAGCGUGGGCACGGCCGUGGGUUGGACUCUAUGGGACAAUUGGAUCUGGAACGAACAUGCGCAAUCUGUACAAAGUGCAGAUCGUACCGCUGAAGGCGAUGACGGCUCCAGUUCGAGUUCAAUGGCUAGCGCCGCCAACCCACCUGCGAAUGACACGCAACCCGACGAAACGAAAACAAACGCCAUUCAUGGACUUGGGCUGACGAUGUCUGGAAAUCAAUCCAAGGAGCAAUUGACUAACCCCAGCGCAGAUAUCAAUGAAAACAUUGAUGGGGUGACAUAUACGAUAGCUCAAAACGCCGUAGCAUGUGCUCCUCCCAGUGCUAUCAUUAAUAGCACAGAUGGAUCUUUAUCCCAGGAUAUCCCCCGAGUGUCAAUGUUGUCUCCGCGCAAUCGACAGCGAAUGACCACAGUCAAAUCGGCCUUUCUCAUCUACUUCGCCCUUCUGGGAUUAAGUCCCAUCUUGAAAUCCCUUACCAAAUCCACCGCCAGUGACUCCAUCUGGGCCAUGAGCUGUUGGCUUAUAAUCAUGAAUAUAUUUUCUUUCGACUAUGGCAGUGGGGAAGGCGCAGGCGCCACCACCAAGUUCCCUGCAUCAUUGUCUACAAACGCGGCCGUGAUGGCAUCCACCGUACUUGCCUCUCGGUUGCCUUCCACGACACACGUGUUCAGUCUCAUGCUUUUCUCAAUGGAGGUAUUUGGGCUGUUUCCCAUCUUCCGGCGCCAGUUGCGACAAAAAUCAUGGACUGGUCAUGUCGUCCUGACACUAACCCUCGUGAUUGUGGCUGGUGGCGCUGUUGGUGUUACACUGAGCGGUGGAUGGGCAGCUGCCAUUAUUGGGUCCGUCCUGGGAAGUAUCCUGACCGCACUUGUGAUGGGCGGGUGCAGCUGGUGGCUUAUCAGCUUGCAGAAGUACAAGAACGUUGUGAUCGGUCCCUGGGACCCUGCGCGUCCUAUCAUUCGGCGGCAUUGGAACUGA
Messenger RNA from Penicillium arizonense, 1506 nucleotides. It is a transcript of the gene pigc, whose product is annotated as phosphatidylinositol N-acetylglucosaminyltransferase. Lineage: Eukaryota; Fungi; Ascomycota; Eurotiomycetes; Eurotiales; Aspergillaceae. Gene Ontology annotation, cellular component: glycosylphosphatidylinositol-N-acetylglucosaminyltransferase (GPI-GnT) complex; membrane. The record is from RefSeq and is a predicted model, not a curated record. The transcript is spliced from 2 exons. Gene Ontology annotation, biological process: GPI anchor biosynthetic process. The coding region runs from base 1 to 1506 and encodes 501 amino acids.